AUGGAAACCCUUAUGCUGAGAGCUGAUAUACAAGAAGACCAAGAAGCAACAAUGGCCAGAUUCAUGGGUGGUCUAAACAGAGAUAUCAUGGACAGACUUGAAGUUCAUCACUAUGUUGAGAUGGAAGAGCUUCUGCACAAGGCAAUUAUGUUUGAACAGCAGUUGAAAAGAAGAAGUUACAAGUCUAGCUAUGGAGCCAGCAAACCACACUACCAGAAGGACGAAAAGACCAGAGAAUCCAGACCAUUCUCCAAGCCUAAAGUGGAGGAACAAAGUGUUAAAGGAAAGGAAGUAGCCACUGCAUCCAAAUCCAGAGACAUACAGUGCUACAAGUGUAAAGGAUAUGGACACUAUGCCAGUAGCUGCUCCAACAAAAGGGUAAUACUCAUCAGAGAAAAUGGUGACAUUGAAUCCGAGGAAGAGGUAUCUGAGUCUGAAGAAGAAAGGGUGGAAAUGCCAACUCGUGGAGAGUUACUUGUUACUAGAAGAACACUGAAUCUUCAAGCCAAGACUGAUGGAGAUGAGCAGAGAGAGAAUCUGUUUCACACUCGCUGUAUGGUCAUAAAAAGACCAACAGCUUACAAGUUACAAUGGCUUAAUGAUGAAGGAGAGCUAGAGGUGAAGCACCAAGUUAAGGUACCAUUGUCUAUUGGGAAGUAUGAGGAAGAGAUAUUGUGUGAUGUCUUACCAAUGGAUGCUGGACACAUACUGCUUGGAAGACCUUGGCAAUCCGACAGAAGAACACUUCAUGAUGGGUUCACAAACAGAUACUCAUUUGAGUACAAGGGAAGAAGACUCAAGAACUUGGAUGAGCAUGUUGAGCAUCUUAGAAAGGUUGAUGAAGAAAAGAUCAAAGCUAUCAAGGAAUGGCCAAGCCCAAAGACAGUUGGUGAAGUGAGAAGCUUCCAUGGUCUAGCCGGAUUCUACAGAAAAUUUGUCAAGGAUUUUAGUACUGUGGCUGCACCACUGACUGAAGUAAUCAAGAAAACGUUGGGUUCAAAAUGUGAUGCUUCUGGUGUUGGUGUAGGUGCUGUGCUUAUGCAGGAAAAGAAACCUAUAGCUUUCUUUAGUGAAAAGCUUGGAGGGGCUACUCUGAACUAUCCAACGUAUGACAAAGAGCUCUAUGCGCUUGUGAGGGCUUUGCAAACAUGGCAACACUAUCUCUGGCCUAAGGAGUUCGUCAUCCACACUGAUCAUGAGUCUCUAAAGCAUCUCAAGGGACAACAGAAACUGAACAAGAGACAUGCUAGAUGGAUUGAAUUCAUUGAAACCUUUCCUAUACUAUGUGUGCCUAACUCUUCUUUGAGAGAUUUGUUUGUCAAGGAAGCUCACGCAGGUGGACUUGGAGGACAUUUUGGCGUGGCUAAGACACUGAACGCUAAGUCCAAAGUCCAAAACCACGGUCUGUAUACUCCUUUACCCAUUCCUUUGCAUCCAUGGCAUGACAUUUCAAUGGAUUUUGUUGUUGGAUUACCUAGGACUAAGACUGGAAAGGAUUCUGUGUUUGUAGUCGUUGAUAGGCAUUCUGCAUCUAAGUUCUCUCCAUUUGAAAUUGUCUAUGGUUUCAAUCCUUUAUCACCUUUGGAUCUAAUGCCUUUACCUUUGAGUGAAAGAGUUAGUUUGGAUGGACAAAAGAAAGCUGAACUUGUUAAGCAGAUACAUUGA
Molecule: messenger RNA, 1665 nt
Organism: Raphanus sativus (radish)
Lineage: Eukaryota; Viridiplantae; Streptophyta; Magnoliopsida; Brassicales; Brassicaceae
Exons: 8
Coding region: 1-1665 (554 amino acids)
Molecular function (GO): nucleic acid binding; zinc ion binding
Source: RefSeq, a predicted model, not a curated record